Messenger RNA from Lycium ferocissimum, 2334 nucleotides. RefSeq names its product sister chromatid cohesion 1 protein 3-like. Bases 82 to 2079 code for a protein of 665 amino acids. The record is from RefSeq and is a predicted model, not a curated record. Lineage: Eukaryota; Viridiplantae; Streptophyta; Magnoliopsida; Solanales; Solanaceae. Gene Ontology annotation, cellular component: cohesin complex; synaptonemal complex. Gene Ontology annotation, biological process: replication-born double-strand break repair via sister chromatid exchange; synaptonemal complex assembly; mitotic sister chromatid cohesion. Gene Ontology annotation, molecular function: chromatin binding; protein binding. The transcript has 14 exons.
GUAAAACCCUAUUAAUUAACCAUCUAAUAUUAAUUAAUUAGGUCACCGGAAGGCAUCUAAACUGAAAAAGUUGCCGUCAUUAUGUUCUAUUCGCUAACACUUUUGGGUAGGAAAGGUCCAUUAGCGACCGUAUGGCAAGCAGCGACCAUCCAAAGCAAUUUAAAAAAGUCUCAAUAUGCUUCCACUAACAUACUCUCUACUGUUGAGCUCAUCAUGUUUCCGCAAGUACCCUUUGCACUGCGGCAGUAUGGCACCCUUCUGCUUGGAGUUGUUCGGAUACACUCAAAGCAAGUUGAAUACUUUUUCCAAGACUGCAGAAACUUAGAAACGGGGAUAAGAAAGGCAUAUUCUUUUACAAAUGUCAAUCUUCCGGAAGAUGCCACUCAUGCAUCAUACCACUCCAUUACUUUGCCAGAAACAUUUGAACUAGAUGCCUUAGAUUUUGAUGAUGAUCUUGACCUGAAUAGGUUUGAGGAUACUCAUUUUAAAAAUCAAGAAGAGAUAACUUUGGGAGAUCAAAUACUAACACGUGAAGAUCAGUAUGUAGGUAUUUUCAUUGAUGAGGACAUAUGGACGAGUUUGUCAAAACCGGGUGAAGUUUCUGGAUUAGGUGGCCUGCCUUUGGAGCUAGAUUCUGAUCCUUCAAACCCAGAUAGAACUUCUGGUCAAUCUCAAAAUUUUUCCCCUAAGAAUCAGGAAGCAUUAAACAAAGGAACUGUUCGCGAGGACAUUCCUCAAGAUAUUCCAGAAAUCGAAAUCAUGCGUGAUGCUGUCCAUGAUCAUGUUUAUGAGAGUGUUCCGUUAUGGCCGGACCACGGUAAUGAUGUGAUGGAACCAGAUAAAGCUCUGGAGGAACAGAUCAUGAAAGACAAGGAAACGGCAACCCCAGUUGUGGAAGAAAUGGUGGCCUCUGGAGGACACACUCUCCCACUUCAACAACGAGAAGAACCACCUUCUACUACUGCAGCAGAGGUUCAUGAAUUCACUAAUCCACAGAUAUUUUUCGGUCAUCAGUCACUUGAUUUAGCACUUCGAUCAACACCCCCACCUGAGGAGCCAAAAGCAAGGAGAAGAAAGCGAAAGCAAAAGCUAGAUGAAGAUAUAGUUUUGUCGAAUGCUUAUAUUCGAAGGUAUCUAGACGAUACCGGUGAAUUGAAAAGAAACGAGAGACGUAGAAAAGAUAACAGUGAAUUGGAAUGCCAGGAAAAGAAGGAUCCUUUCUCUUUGGUCUUAUGGAAACGAAACAAGAGAUGUAGAAAAGAUGAAAUGUUAUUUGAGCCUGUAUUAACUGGAUUAUGUGAUGAUCUUUGCAACAUCUACAAGGAAGGUUUCAUUUCAGAAAAAGUCAAGAUGGCUUCCUCACAGGAGGAUCAUGCAGAACCCAGUGGUAAAUAUUCCCCUCAACCUGUGAAUGGUCUUGGGAAUGAGAUCGAAAGACUACGUGAUAAUCAAGACCAUGCAUGCACCAACUUGUUGUCUGAAAUUUUGCCUUCACCAAAUAAGUUCAUUUCCUCUCCACCAGACCGAAGAGAUGAUUUCACUCCUGCUACAGCAACUGUUGGGACACAAUCAGAUCAGAUGGGAAGAACUACGGAGAGUGGGGCCCUCCCGAUGCCCGACCCAGCAGCAUCUACUGGACAUGUUGGUUCUGAUAUGGAGACCCCGUCAACAUGGUACGAAGAGGGACUAGGUUUGGAGAAUACAGUUCUGUCUGAUAUUCCUGUGUUUGAUCAUUCUGCUGGGGAUCUGAAUUUUCUGGAUCAAGAUGACGACACUCCUAUUGGUCACUUAUCAAUUAAGCAAGGGGUAACACCAGAGUUUGACACAUUACCUAUUAGAACAAGAGCUAUGGCUCAAUUUUUGCAAGGGCAAUCACCAGUAACCCCCAUCUCAGAAAAGGCUAUAAAUCUUAGCUUAAAUACAAUUCUAGAAGGCAAAAACAGGACAAUAUGUGCUCGAAUGGUUUUCGAGACUCUGGUGUUGCAGAAAUGUGGACUUGUCGAUGUGAAUCAAAAUGAACCUUAUGGUGAUAUAACUUUGAAGGUUACUUCCAAACUGAAGGAAUGCUUUGCUAGCUGAGGUCAUUGUGUAGAUCUAUAUAUAGAGUUAAAUUAUUGUACAGACAUACAGGAUUAGCAAGCUAUAUGAGGAUGUCUAAACUAUUAGCAUUAACUAUGGCUUCAAGUAAAUUGGCACUGUUUUGCUACUCUAUGAAGUCUCUCUGCUGGCUGACUUUUUUUUUUUUUUUUUUUUUUCAGUUUCUGUUCUUUUAGGUACAGCUCCUUCUUUUUUCUUCUUUAUAAGUCAAAUAAAAUCUAAUAACUCGUUCAAAAA